Molecule: messenger RNA, 2145 nt
Organism: Acanthamoeba castellanii str. Neff
Lineage: Eukaryota; Discosea; Longamoebia; Acanthamoebidae
Product: premRNA splicing factor, putative
Exons: 19
Coding region: 1-2145 (714 amino acids)
Cellular component (GO): intracellular anatomical structure
Molecular function (GO): RNA binding; ATP binding
Source: RefSeq, a predicted model, not a curated record
AUGGAAAGACCAGACAGCGAGAAGGCGUCGCCCGGCUUCUGGAAGCCGGGCGCGGUGGCGCCGGAGGGACUAUGUGGCAUUGGCACUGGCCAGUUCGACAGGGAGACGGAGAAAGAGGAUCUCUUUGUGGUGUUCAAUGCGAACGAAAAGCUCAGCCUGAGCCAGCAGCGACAAAGGCUCCCCAUCUUCAAGAACCGCACGCACAUUCUGUACCUGGUGGAGAAGUAUCAGACUGUAGUCAUCGUUGGCUCGACGGGAUCGGGCAAGACCACUCAGAUUCCCCAAUACCUGCACGAAGCCGGCUGGACUCAGGGAGGGAGAGUGGUGGCCUGUACCCAGCCUAGGCGAGUGGCAGCGACAACAGUGGCGGAGAGAGUAGCACAGGAGAUGGGAUCGCUGCUUGGGGAAGAGGUCGGUUACGCCAUUCGCUUUGACAACAAAACGGAAGCCGAAAAGACCAAGAUCAAGUUCAUGACCGACGGUUUGCUGCUGCGAGAGACCAUGCUCGAUCCGCUGCUCUCCAAGUAUUCGGUCAUCAUCGCUUCUCCUAGGCUCGAUGAAGCACACGAACGCAGCAUUCAUACCGAUAUCCUCAUGGGGCUCCUCAAGAAGAUCCAACGGAAGCGGCCAGAGCUGCGACUAAUUGUGUCUUCUGCCACGCUCGAGGCGCAGAAGUUGGCCGAUUUCUUCAACACCAACAAAACUACCGAUCCCGCCAACGACACUGCGGCCAUCCUGUCGAUUGAAGGGCGACAGUUUCCCGUGGACAUCUUCUACCUGAAGCAGCCAACGGACAACUACGUGCACGCAGCCAUUGACACCGUAAUCAACAUCCACAAAACAGAGCCUCCAGGCGAUGUCCUGGUCUUUUUGACUGGCUCGGAAGAGGUCGAUGACACCGUCGAGCUUAUUCGACAGCGGGCAGCGGAGAUUCGACCAGGCGACCUCAAGCCGGGCAGCCCGCGCAGUCUCUCGGUUUUGCCCAUCUAUUCGGGCCUGCCUGGUGCACAGCAGAUGAAGGUGUUCCAAACUAUGCCCAAGCAUGUGCGAAAGGUAAUCGUGGCGACCAACAUCGCCGAAACCUCGAUCACAAUCGAUGGCGUUGUCUACGUUGUCGACUCAGGCUUCGUCAAGAUCAAAGCGUACAACCCGGCCACAGCAAUGGAAGCGUUGGUGGUAGUCCCGGUCGCCCAGGCGGGAGCCGAUCAGCGAGCAGGUCGCUCCGGACGGCAACGACCCGGCAAAUGCUACCGUCUUUACACCGAGGCGGCCUAUCGUGCCAUGCGAGUCAACACCAUCCCUGAAAUGCAGAGGACGGACCUGGCCCCGGUGCUCUUGCAGCUCAAGGCGCUGGGCAUUGAUAACGUGCUUAGAUUCGAGUUCCCCACUCCACCUCCUUCUCAGUGCAUGAUGCGGGCGCUCGAGCUGCUGUAUGCUCUGGGCGCAUUGGAUGAAUACGGAAAGCUCACCCAGCCCAUCGGCUACACCCUCGCCGAGCUGCCUGUCGGACCCACGCUGGGCAAAAUGCUGCUCAAAUCCGGCGAGCUGGGCUGCUCGGAGGAGGUGCUCUCCAUCGCUGCCAUGCUCUCAGUCCAGAUGGUCUUUGUGUAUCCGCGAGACUUUCGCAACACUGUCGACGCCGUGCGGAAGCGCUUCGCCGUGUUCGAGGGUGACACUCUCACUUGGCUCAACGUGUUCAACGAGUUUAUGCGCAACAACCAGACGCAGAAGUGGUGUAAGGAGCACUACGUCAACCACCGGGUCAUGCUGCGCGCUGUGGAGAUCAGAAACCAGCUCCGGGCCUACCUGCGACGCUACAAGGUGCCGCUGGUAUCGGCGCUGGGCAAUCCGGACAUUCCCGAUGCCACGGUGCCCAUACGGAAGGCCGUGGUGAGUGGUUUCUUCGCCAAUGCGGCCUUCCUGCAGCCCGAUGGCUCCUACAAGACGGCCAAGUCGCACCAGACUCUGCACAUUCAUCCGUCGUCGAUGCUCUUCAACACCACACCGGCCUGGGUGGUGUACUCGGAGGUCGUUUCCACCACCAAGAACUUCAUGCGCGACGUGACCGUCAUCGAACCCACCUGGCUCGCCGAGCUCGCGUCCCACUUCUACGACUGGAAGGGCAAGCCCAUGCCCAAGACGUGA